Messenger RNA from Coregonus sp. 'balchen', 19656 nucleotides. Lineage: Eukaryota; Metazoa; Chordata; Actinopteri; Salmoniformes; Salmonidae. The record is from the annotation of a GenBank genome assembly.
AUGGUAUCGGGAGGCCAUGGGAUGAGGGGUCGAGGGGAACCCCUCCACGCACCCCACCUCUCUGACAUCUACGCCAACAGUGCUAUCCAGCAACAGGACUAUUCUGCAACCAUCUGGCUCCGCAGCAAAGAGAAGCUGGAACAUGUGAGUGCCCUGAACACACCCCUAAAAACACCUUAUACACACUGGGGGAAGUUGGGGAUAUUCCAGAGGAAUGUCGUACAGUAGUAUUAGUAGGGGACAGAGGCUAGAGACAGGUUGGGCUGGGGUACUGGCUGAGAAUAAUUUGAGGGAUGGUUGACUUCGAUCUCUUGUCUAACCCCAAAAUUAAAUCCACUCAACUUGGAUUAAAUGUAAUUGAUUUGGGACAGGAUCUCCGCAGGGAAUACAUUCAUAUGAAUGUAAGCUGAUUGAAAUGCUCAUACAGGAACCAGUUUGCCAAGUGUCAUGACUAUCAAAGCGACAGGGCCUAGGUUAACUGUCCUCAAGUCAAAAUGUGACACUAUAUAAAAUUGUAAUUCUUUGUUUUCAAAUGCCAUGCAAUGGAGCAUUAUAACAACCUUCACCCUCCAACCUAAACUCAAGUGCUCCACUACAGCAUAUACUGUAUCGUGUGUGGGAGGAUGGCAGGAUCUCUAGAAUAGGAAAUCCACCAUCUAUAUUCAAUAUAUUACCAUUAGACUGUAAGCUAGCAUUGUCCAUUCUCAGCCCAGUCAUUUGGCAUGCCUGGAGCUGGCCACCGGAGGAUUGCAGCCGAGGAAGUGUGCUUCGCUGCCUCCAAUGAGAAUUGAUUACUUCCACUGUCCACCUCACACACACUCAACGCCUGCUUUAAAUAGUGCCGAUCGAGCUCCAAACUUUGUUUUAACUUCUUCUCUCUUUUAAUUUUAAAUGCCCGCUGCCAAAGCUCAAACUAACUUAAGUGUUGGUUUCUGCUUCAGGUUCUAUUUUCUACAUUGGCGUUUAAGUUAAGGGAGUCGUGUUUUGACCUUUUGUUAGGGUUACACAGACUUAGGCUAAACUCCUCCUCCGUAGCCUAGAGACUUCCUCUCCCUCUGAGCAUGCCCUCUUGGAGGCAGUGAGCUUUUUAGCUGAAAUUGAGUGUAAAUAUUUAAUGGUUGGGGGUGGUAAGGGACUGGGAUUUCUGCCUGCUUUAAGUAUAGUGAGUAUAGUAGAUACCUGCCUUGAACACUCAUGUCGGAAGGGAAGAGAGAGAUGUGCCACAAUAGUAAUUGUUAUGUACUUGACCUGGGUUCAAAUUGUUUUAAAAUAAUAAUAAUUUCAGCAUUUGCUUGAGCCUGCCUGCAGUGCCAGAUGGGCAGGGUUUACACUUUUAGGACUAUUGUAUUCCAUUUCGCUAAGCAAGCUCAAUCAGACAGGUCAAGUAUUUGAAAUGAUUUCAAAUAGUAUUUGAACCCAGUUCUGGUGAGUAGAGACCCUGCCCUGAAAACUCAUGUCGGAACAGGGAGACGUGCCACUGUAGUACUGUUAUGUACAGUCUGUCCUCAGUCUGUCUGCUACACUACACUCACUACUGUUCCUUUAUAAAGCCCAGACCCACCUCAGCCUCACACGCUAACACCAUGCAGCACUCAUCAGUAGAUUAUGUCUUUUCAAAAGGUUAAAUACACAUCGACCCCAGAACUUAACCUUUAGGAACACCACACACUAUCAAUUAAAUACAUUUUAAUGUCUUCAUAGCUAGUUCACUGACUUAAUUUCAUGAGAUAAUGAUGUUUUAUGCUCACUUCCAGAACCCAUCCUGUUAAUUUGGGAACUACCUUACAUGUGUAGAAUUAAACAUGCUAUAAUAACAAAAUUACUAAAUGUGUGUUAAAAUCUGCAAUAUCAGUAUUUAUGCCUUACAAUCCAUUGGGCUGGUUUAUGGAUUACGCAGGGCUGCAUUACAAGAAAUGAAUUAUUGGGAAAGCCGAGCAGCUACAGAGUCAGACAGAGACUCCAGCUAUAGACAGAGACUUUGUGGACCGGCGGCUUCUACAGUUGUAGGAUCUUAAUUUGAGCCAGUUUGCUACAGCAGGAAAUUAAUGCUCUAGCAACAGGACAUUUGAAUUAUUAUGUGGAUUAUAAUGAAUGGAAAUGUUUUGUAGGGGUUGAUACAUUUUUUGUUAGGGCAAGUCUGACAUUUUAAAGUGUAAAUUACAAACUUUAGAAGCCUUUUGAAACCUCGAAUACACUACAAGUUAGGAUUUUUUGCUGUGCAGGAAAAUUCUCAACAACAAAAGAGUUGAUCAAAUUAAGAUCUACAUCUGUAAUUUAUCUCUAUUUUCGACCCACUUGGAACUUCCUGCCAGUAUUAAAACUUUGGUCAUUUUUCACCUUCAGCUCGCUCCAGCACCAAAGUUUUUCUCUCUGGUCUAGAGAAGAUAGAGCGAAGAGUCGAGGCAUGUAGAGAGAGCUGAGAUAGCUCUCUAUAGGCAGGAUAGAUCGUCUCAUAUCUCUAGCGCUCUAGCUCUCUCGAGCGAUCUAGCUAUCUCUCCUCUAUUCUACUCUCUCAUCUCUCUCUCCUCUCUCUCUCUCUCUCUCUCUCUCUCUCUCUCUUCUCCCUCUCACCCUCUCUUCCCCUCGUGGGCAUGGCGCCAGUCUCCCAUGGCGCUGGUGCCCGACGGCCCACUCAGCACAUCACAGACAUUGACCCUCACCAUGAAACCACGCCGACAUGCGGACACACAAACACCUAUUUCCUGUUCCUGUUUUGGAACGUGUGAAUGAGUCAUGGUAUUAUGUGUGAAGGUGAAAAACUGUGUACCUGUGUCACCUCUAUCACGUGUACCUUGAUCACCUUCACAACGGUGCCUGUACAAGAGGGUAAAGGGAAUAUAUUAUAGCAUUCUUAUGACACGUGAGGGGCAGAAUAAAGAUGUAGGAGAUUUAGUUGGAUUCACUGUAGUCCAAAACGCACAUUUCAUCAAUGACUUGUGAUCCCUCCAUCCUCAUUCAAAACUGACCAUAUGGUACAAGUCCCCUACAGACGUAGGAUCUUAAUUUGAUCACUCUUUUGUGGCUGAGAAUUUUUAGGACUAUUGUAUUAGUUCCAUUUAGCUAGGCAAGCUCAAUCAGACACAGGUCAAGCAUUUGAAAUAAUUUCAACUCAUGCAGGAACCAGUUGACCAAGUGCCGUGACCAUCAAAGAGAUUGGGCCUAGGUUAGCUGUCCUCAAGUCAAAAUGUGACACUAUAUAAAAUUGUAAUUCUUUGUUUUCAAAUGCCAUGCAAUGGAGCAUUAUAACAGCCUUCACCCUCCAACCUAAACUCAAGUGUUCCACUACAGCAUAUACUGUAUCGUGUGUGGGAGGAUGGCAGGAUCUCUAGAAUAGGAAAUCCACCAUCUAUAUUCAAUAUAUUACCAUUAGACUGUAAGCUAGCAUCGUCCAUUCUCAGCCCAGUCAUUUGGCAUGCCUGGAGGUGGCCACUGGAGGAUUGCAGCCGAGGAAGUGUGCUUCGCUGCCUCCAAUGAGAAUUGAUUACUUCCACUGUCCGCCCCACACACACUCAAUGCCUGAUUUAAAUAGUGUCGAUCGAGCUCCAAACUUUGUUUUAACUUCUUCUCUCUUUUAAGCAAAACAAAUUGAAAUGCCAAACUUAAGGGGUUAUUUUCCUGCUGUAGCAAACUGGCUCAAAUGAAGAUCCUCCAUCUGUAUCUUCCCCUCUCACACACUGUAACCACCGUAACACAACACCCUCCCAGACAUGUCUCUCUGUGGUUGAGUGGAGCUCCACAGUGUGAAGUGUGAGACUUCUGCAGUAGUAGUCCCUUGUAUAGCUGAGGUAGUCUUAAUCAGUCUCUAGUGUGAGUGCGCUGGGCCAUAGACAGUACAUGAAAAUAAUGAUGUCUCUAUUGGAGAAUUACAGUGUGAAGAGGCUGCUCUGAGCCAGUGCAAUGAAACAGCACUGGAAUUGGCAUGAAAAGGUUUAGCAUGGGCACUCAUAUUCUCACAAUGUUCUACAGCUGCACCACUGAGAGCAUCUUGACUGGCUGCAUAACCGCUUGGUAUGCCAACUGCUCAGCAUCUGACCACAAGGCGCUACAGACGGUAUUGCGUACAGCCAAGUACAUCACUGGGGCCAAACUCCCUACCAUCCAGGACCUCUAUACCAGGCGGUGUCAGAGGAAGGCCCUAAAAUUUGUCAAAGACUCCAUCCACCCAAGUCAUAGACUGUUCUCUCUGCUAAUGCACGACAAGUGGUACCGGAGCACCAAGUCUGUGACCAAAAGGCACCUGAACAGCUUCUACCCCCAAGCCAUAAGACUGCUUAACAGUUAAUCAAAUGGCUACCCAGACUAUUUACAUUGACCCCCUUUACUAUUUAUUUCUUAAUUGUUUUGCACUGACUCCCUUGACUGGCUCUAUGCACACUCACUAGACUCUACCAACACACUCACACAUACUACACUGACACUCCAACACACAAACAUACACACACACACACACACACACACACACACACACACACACACACACACACACACACACACACACACACACACACACACACUCUUGCAUAUUGACACCACACACACACACACACACACACACACACACACACUUGCAUAUUGACACCACACACACACACACACACACACACACAUAGGACCCACUUUCACACUUCACAUAGGCUGCUGCUACUCUGUUCAUUAUGUGUCCUGAUUCCCACAUGUACAUAUCACCUCAAUCACCUCCACUACCUCGUACCGCUGUCACGCCCUGACCUUGAGAACCCUGUUAUUCUCUAGUUAGUUUGGUCAGGGUGUGAAUGUUGACAUUCUAUGUUAUGUAUUUCUAUGUUGGCCGGGUGUGGUUCCCAAUCAGAGGCAGCUGUCGAUCGUUGUCUCUGAUUGGGGAUCAUACUUCAGCAGCCAUUUUGCCUACCUUUAGUUGUGGGAUCUUGUUUCUGAUUCUGUUUCAGCUUGUUGCUGUUAGCGUUUAGAACUUCAUGUUCAGUUGCUUUUGUUAUUUUGUCAAGUGUUUAUUUAAUAUAUUAAACAUGUAUGCAUACCACGCUGCACCUUGGUCCGACCAUUUAUACAACGAACGUGACAACCGCUGCACAUUGACUCGGUGCCAGGACUCCUCGUAUAAAGCCUCGUUGUUGUUUUUAUUGUGUUACUAUUUCUUUUUUUUAUUUAGCAAAUAUUUGUCUUACUUUUUAACUCUGCACUUUUGGGAAUGGGCUCGUAAGUAAGCAUUUUGCUGUAAAGUCUACACCUGUUGUAUUCGGCGCAUGUGACCAAUACAAUUUGAUUUUAUUUGAAUUUGAAAGCUCAAUGGGAGGGUUAUCUCCAGGGUUAAAACAGGAGUUUUUCUGACUAUAUGAGCUGACUAUUUUUUUAUUAAAAAAAAUUAAAAAACAUUGAGAAACCCACUGACCUAAAUAUGAUUUGAGAAAGUACACAGACAUGUUAAAGUGUGACCUCCUGCCACCAUUAGGGGUUUCUAGGCAUCAACUAUAUCUAAAAGUAAAAGUUUGUCAUUUCCUCUUUCGUCCAGUGUGUGUGUGCGUUCCAGCGUGUGCACCCACCUUUGGCAACAUUCACCUCUCUCAGGACGACUCAACCCUUCCUGUCUACCCUGUCCCGCUCUCUCUCUCUCUCUCUCUCUCUCUCUCUCUCUCUCUCUCUCUCUCUCUCUGUCUCUGUCUCUCUCUCUUUCGCUCUCUCCCGUUCUCUCUCUCUCUCUCUCUCUCUCUCUCUCUCUCUCUCUCUCUCUGUCUCUGUCUCUCUCUCUCUCUCCUCCAGUCAGAGGGUGACACCCAGAGGGCACCUCUCUCUCUAGCCCAGUGGGGUUCCUCAUCACAUUAUCCCUCUAGGAUGCUGUAGUGCAGUAUGAGCAUCCUACCCUCCCUCUCAUCAACCAUCAUAUAUCCUGGAACUACCAUUAUACACACUUAAUUGACAGUAGAGUAGAAGUAACAUUUCCUCACAUUGUAUUGAAACAUGAGUCAAGCUCUGUUCUCAUAUUCUAUGUCAUUGAGGAUGUAGCCUCGAUUCCAGGCCUCCUCUUGCACGUUCCUUUAACUGAGACUAUUGAGGAUACAACUGUUUAUACUGCAAGCUGGUUUAGCGUACAUUAAUAUCCCUAAAGUGGGUGUUAUAGAGUGUCAGUGUGGCAAGUUUGUCAACUUUAUGGAUGAGAUCUCAGACACUUAGCAGAGAUAGAUGGGUCAAGAUGGGGAGUUAGAUGGAUGUGAAAGAUGUAUUCCUCAGACUCCCAAGGUUGUUUGAGGUAAAUUGUCUUUAACUCAACUUUUCUCUCUCUCUCUCUCUCUCUCUCCCUCCUCUCUCUCUCUCUCUCUCUCUCUCCUUCCCUCUCUCCCUAUGGGCUCCAACCCCCUAUGCCGAAUUAGAUUCAGCGGUAGCCUCCUGCAGUAGGCAGCAUAUGCUCUUCCGUCUUCGCUAGUGCUAAGCCAUGCCAAGUUAUCCCUGUGAAUAAAAAAGAGACAGAACAUUAGAGUUGAAGAGAAAGAUGAAAGUGGUUUAGUUUCAUGCAUGCUUGAUUCUUCCUCACUUCCUCACUGCAGUCUUUUAUGGGCUUUUGUGCACUGCAGAGUGCAAGAGUGUUUAAUCUUCAGCUGAAGACUGUAGACUAGAGUAGAAAGGGGUCUGGGCUGGUGUAGAGAUGUUAUGGAUGUUGAUGGCCUUAAGCACAGUGAGUGAAUUAAAAUGAUUAUAACACAGGAAAUUGAAAUGUAGGGCAUAGAAAACAAACAUACUAUUAUGUCGUCAUUUGAAGAUUUAUAAUAGAGUUUUAUCAGUGAUCUUGGCUUGAUGCGUAGAAUUAUAAGAUAUGCUGUGUGUGCGUGCUUGUGUGUGUGUGCUUGUGUGUGUGUGUGUGUGUGUGCUUGUGUGUGUGCUUGUGUGUGUGUGUGUGCAUGUGUGUGUUCUUUGUACAUUGUAUGUAUAAUGUAUUUGUGUAUACCUAUAUCCAUCACAUGAAUAUGUUGGGUGGAUGGAGGUGCAGUUGAAUCAAUACCAUAAACAUUCUGUUAGUUCUGCAGCUGCUUUAGUUUCUGCCCUAUACCCAGUGGGUAUUUUGGGGGAUUUCAUUCUAGUCCCUAGCAAGGUCCAUUUGCUUUCUGCCGGUUGAGUUUUGCUUCACAGGGCAGGUAGGAAGGAAGGAAGGAAGGAAGGAAGGAAGGAAGGAAGGAAGGAUGGAAGGAAAGGAGAGGAGCGGGUGGGAUGGAGGAAGAGGGGAGGGAGGGAUGAGGCAUCGGCUUGGAGAGAGCUUUUACAUUGGAUGUUUGGACUGAAGGGGUGGGCACAGUCCUGUUCCUACUCUACCUCUCAGUUUGCCUCUGUCAGUGUGGAGGGGAGAAGAGAGAACACACACACAUCCCAACACACACACUUUCACACUAUCACUGUGGACAGAGUAGAAGAGCACACAAAGGAAGAGCCAGAGAGGAAGAGGAGAGACCAUGUCAGGGCUUACCGGGACAGACCUUCGACUACACCACACGCAUCGCCGGGACAAGAGCAACAGCAUUAUGAGGACAAGGGGACACUGUGAGGACAGUGUCAUGGUUAUGGUUUACGAGGACAGGGUCAUGGUUUACUAGGUCACUGAGACUGGAAAAUGUCUAAUGUGAUUAAUCGUUAGUUGACCGUUAGUUGACCAGGUGUGUGAAGUUUAAAGGACUCAUGGCAGCACCAACUACACAGCCACAGGAGCCUAUGAAGGUGAGUUUGAGAUUGAUACAUUUAUUAUCUUCCUUUUUCUAUUCUUCAGAAUGAUUUGUGUAUAUUCUUAUUUAUUAUAUUAUACAGAAUUGGGUGUUAAGGUCCUUACAGAACUUACUGCCUCAUUUCGGUUGCGUAACCUUUCUAUCUGAGAUUUUAAUGCUUGAUCAUAAUGAGAUUUGCAUAAUAUAAUAUGCCAUUUCGCAGACGCUUUUAUCCAAAGCAACUUACAGUCAUGCGUGCAUACAUUUUUGUGUAUGGGUGGUCCCGGGGAUCGAACCCACUACCUUGGCGUUACAAGCGCCGUGCUCUACCAGCUGAGCUACAGAGGACCACGGUUGAUUAUGAUAUCCAGAAGAAAACGCUGAGUAGUCUGCAUAUUAUUUACUUGGAAUUAAUUGCAUACAGAUACAAUUGGUCACACAGAAUAGUGUUUUUUAAAUGAUUUAAUUAAAGAACAUUUUGCUGUGGAAUGAAAAAUUAUAACAGAAAAUGUCAUUCUGGGUUUAUGCCAGGAUAGUCUCUGUGAAAAUGUCUUCAUUUAUCUGACAGGUCUGGCUUGUAUUUAUUGCGGAAUAAUUUCCCCGUGGGUAUUAACACCAGUGAAACGUGGCGAGGUCCUUGACUCGGCUAAAUUAAUUGAAGGGAGGAGCGGUUCCCUCGUUCCCUCAGCGUGACAGACGAGUGCAAAGUGCAUCCGGCUGCUUCUCCUUCUUUCAGCAUGAGCGCUCGAGACAGACAGGGUGGAGAGUGGAUGAUGGCCCGGGUUUGAAAUUGACUUGACAUCAUUUUUCUAUGGGGACUGGCCAUUCUCAACAUGUUAUAUCUGAGGAGUGACAAUUUUUGUUUUACUAACUGUCGAAGGUUGCAUUGUUUUUUCUGACUGUUUUGCUUCACUUGCAAAAGUUACAGUGAGGGAAAAAAGUAUUUGAUCCCCUGCUGAUUGUGUACGUUUGCCCACUGAAAAAGAAAUGAUCAGUCUAUAAUUUUUAAUGGUAGGUUUAUUUGAACAGUGAGAGACAGAAUAACAACAAAAAAAUCCAGAAAAAUUAAUGUAAAAAAUGUUAUAAAUUGAUUUGCAUUUUAAUGAGGGAAAUAAGUAUUUGACCCCUCUUCAAAACAUGACUUAGUACUUGGUGGCAAAACCCUUGUUGGCAAUCACAGAGGUCAGACGUUUCUUGUAGUUGGCCACCAGGUUUGCACACAUCUCAGGAGGGAUUUUGUCCCACUCCUCUUUGCAGAUCUUCUCCAAGUCAUUAAAGUUUUGAGGCUGACGUUUGGCAACUCGAACCUUCAGCUCCCUCCACAGAUUUUCUAUGGGAUUAAGGUCUGGAGACUGGCUAGGCCACUCCAGGACCUUAAUGUGCUUCUUCUUGAGCCACUCCUUUGUUGCCUUGGCCGUGUGCUUUGGGUCAUUGUCAUGCUGGAAUACCCAUCCACGACCCAUUUUCAAUGCCCUGGCUGAGGGAAGGAGGUUCUCACCCAAGAUUUGACGGUACAUGGCCCCGUCCAUCGUCCCUUUGAUGCGGUGAAGUUUUCCUGUCCCCUUAGCAGAAAAACACCCUCAAAGCAUAAUGUUUCCACCUCCAUGUUUGAUGAUGGGGAUGGUGUUCUUGGGGUCAUAGGCAGCAUUCCUCCUCCUCCAAACACGGCGAGUUGAGUUGAUGGCAAAGAGCUCGAUUUUGGUCUCAUCUGACCACAACACUUUCACCCAGUUCUCCUCUGAAUCAUUCAGAUGUUCAUUGGCAAACUUCAGAUGGCCCUGUAUAUGUGCUUUCUUGAGCAGGGGGACCUUGCGGGCGCUGCAGGAUUUCAGUCCUUAACGGCGUAGUGUGUUACCAAUUGUUUUCUUGGUGACUAUGGUCCCAGCUGCCUUGAGAUCAUUGACAAGAUCCUCCUGUGUAGUUCUGGGCUGAUUCCUCACCAUUCUCAUGAUCAUUGCAAGAGUGUGCUCCUAAUCUCAGCUCAGUACCUGUAUAAAAGACACCUGGGAGCCAGAAAUCUUUCUGAUUGAGAGGGGGUCAAAUACUUAUUUCCCUCAUUAAAAUGCAAAUCAAUUUAUAACAUUUAUGACAUGCGUUUUUCUAUAUUUUUUGUUGUUGUUAUUCUGUCUCUCACUGUUCAAAUAAACCUACCAUUAAAAUUAUAGACUGAUCAUUUCUUUGUCAGUGGGCAAACUUACAAAAUCAGCAGGGGAUCAAAUACUUGUUUCCCUCACUAGGUUGUGAAUGAUGGCAAAUUUCUGACUGCUUUAAGUUUUAAAAAGCUACUGGAAGAAGGGGGAAAUUCCACUGCUCCUUCACCCAAAGGCACAAAACGAGCUGACAUGGGGCCAGAGAUGGAUGGUGAUGAAAAUACUAUGUCUAGCUAUCAAACGUUUUAUAGGUUGUGAUGUUGGUAAAUUCCUGACUGCAUUGAAUCUUAAAAAGCUACAGUUAUGGAAGAAGGGUCCAGGGCAAGGCUCCCUCACCCAAGACAAGCUGACAGGGGCCAAGGGAGGAUGUUGAUUAAAAUACAAAAUGGGAGAUGAAAAGAGAGAGAGAAUACAUAAUGUGAUGCUGACAGCCACACACAAUGCAACACUGAUACAGGCGCCGUCAACAGUUGUGCCAAAGGGCCAAACAACCGAGAGAAUGAGAUUGCAGGAGUGUCGAGCUAAGCAAAACAGAACUGCCAGCCUGCACUUUUAAAUGUAGAACGAAAAUCGGGAUUUCUUGAGGAUACCUCUCAGAAGAGCUGUAUUCUGACCAUUGACCACAUUGACUUGGCCCUCAAUUAAAGCUACAUGCAUCAAACCCACUAGGAGAAGGAAGAAGAAAAUGAUAUCUUUACUGUCCCUUUACUGUCUUCUAGACACAAUACUGUUGUAUAAAGUAGAUACUUAUACUAUUAAAUAUUUCAUUUACAUCUACUACACAUAGCGUGACAAUACAUUGCAUAAAGUAAGGAUUGUAAACAGACAAAAAAAGACCCAAAAAAGUGGUACACAUUCUUAACACAGCAAAGCAGCCGGUUUAAGGUUUAACAAAAUCUUUUCAGCUCUGAUGCACCUGAACAAAGCAGGCGGGCAUAGAGCGGCUGUAGAAAAUCCCUACAUACCAAAGCCCCUGUUCUUUUACUUCAAUGAAUCAGUGCUUUCCUUCUUUCUUCCCUUUAAACACAGUUUUACUGUGAAUCAAAUUGCCUUCAGUUUGGUUUGGAAGACUGUUCCACUUCACUUGUCCCCUCAGCUUCUUCUUAGCUUAAAGUAGGAUUUCUGAGAUAGGAAUAUUGGGCAUGUGUGUUGUGUGUGUGUGUGUGUGUGUGUGUGUGUGUGUGUGUGUGUGUGUGUGUGUGUGUGUGUGUGUGUGUGUGUGUGUGUGUGUGUGUGUGUGUGUGUGUGUGUGUGUGUGUGUGUGUGUGUGUGUGUGUGUGUGUGUGUGUGUGUGUGUGUGUGUGUGUGUGUGUGUGUGUGUGUGUGUGUGUGUUGGUCCUCAGGGAAAAGGAAUCCAUGGACCAUCCCUUCCUUUGUGACAUCUGAUGUCUGACUCUACACAGUCCAAUGACGAUUUAGUUGGGUUAUUGAUUCGUAAAAUCCUGACUGUCGAUCAAUUGUUUUGACGAUUGAUUUACAAAUCUAAUGGAGGAUGAUUUUCUUGUUGUGCAACACCUGAGACCUAAUGGACUUGUCAAUAGUUAAUCUUGUCAUUUUUUCUUCUUGGCUGAGAUUCUAUUAGUCCUAAUCAGGAAAGAGAGAUUGAGGAGUGGUUAAUAAAUCCAUUGUCAGUUGUCAGUUUUGCUCCCUUGGCUGCAUUUCUAUUAGUCUCAAUCUGGGAUGUAAACAAAUUACAAGGGGACAGAUUGAGAUUUAGGUUGAGGUGCAUUCAAUAUCUCCAUUGAGGUUCCUUUUAAUUCCACUCAGGAAACGUCAUAACUGAUUACUGUGUUGAUGUGGAUCGUGUUCAUUAGGGCAUACAUUUUAAAACAUUUUGCAAUGGAAAACAAACAUGUGUGUUUCCUAUUGGAUAACUCCAGGGUCGUAUUCAUUAGGGCACACCAUAUCUAAGUAUUUUGCCACAGAAAACAAAAUAACAUUUUCUCGUUAGACAAGUCUAAGCUGUCUGUCCAUGUUUCAGUCUGUUUGGUGCCUAAUGAACACAACCCUGAUUUGAUGUGUUGUGCUUUCGCUCUGUCUUUCAGUCCCAACAGAAGUCCACUUUAGUCAUCCACAUUUCCUUCUGCUUUCUUCCGUUGUGUGUCUAAUGAACACAAUCAUGAUGUGUGUUUCUCCCUGUCUUCCAGUCUCAGCAGAAGUGCAUAGCCAUCUUUGCUCUGCUGUGCUGCUUCACUGUGCUGGUGGCUCUCAUCUUCUCCGCUGUAGACGUCUGGGGGGAGGACGAGGACGGAAUCACAGAGGAGAACUGUAACAGACACUGUCGGUAAGAGGUACAGGAACUAUAAUCAAGGAACCCAGAACCAAAUACUUGCGCUAGCUAAAUGAAAGUCAUUACAGUGGACCAAAACAGUCUGCAGGGCUACCUAUCCGUAACAAGUAUAGCUACAUGCCUACAACAUUAUCAUCAUUGACGGGAGUCAAACUCUUCAUAGACAUAGGCCAUAGUUGUCUGCAUCAUGGAUUUCAGAGCUCUGAAAUUAUGUAUAUGAUGUUUAUGAUUAAAACUGUAUGCUUUCUCAUCAGCAUUGUCCUUGUGGAGAACAUUCCAGAGGACCUCCCCCUUUCCAUAGAUGGUACAACCCACGUGCCCCUCUCCACAGGCCUCAACAGCCUGUUGGACGAGGCCAAGCACUCAGUGGAGGUGGUAUCUCCCGUCUGGAACCUCAACUCAUGGGACCAGGAGACAUGGCCCAACUCUGGCAAACAGGUAUCAUGUAACAAGAAUACCACAUCUACUUCUUCUUCUUCUUCUUCUUCUUCUUCUUCUUCAUAUAUCGCAAACUAUAAAACUAUGAGACCAUUCUAUACUGUAAAUGUUCUGGUUGGCAAAGUGCUAUUCCAUUAAAUCAGCAGUGCGCCCAGCAGCAGAAAUUGAUACUAAACCACACAAAAACCUGUAACAGUCUUUGGAUAAGGACAUUCACAGAGCAAAGGGAACAAUAACAGUCAUACUGUACAUAUCACUUUAUGUCUCAGGGCCAGCUUCUGUUCCAGAGACUGCUCAACCUCAAGACUCGUGAGGUUAAAUUGAAGAUUGCCAGCAGUCUCACAGACUCUGCUGAAUUGCAGAAACUAACAGAGCAUGGUAAGUGACACUUCAUUCAUAUCAUUCCACAUAAUAUACAAAAACAGCAAUGUAUUAUUCAUUGAUCGCUGCACCCCAUAGGCCAUAGCAAACUGUUGGCCUAUAGUACUGUGUGUGCCCAAGUAUGCAUACAUAUAGAUGUAGGAUCUUAAUUGAAUCACUCUUUUGUUGUUGAGAAUUUUCCUGCACAGCAGGAAAUGCAAACUUGUAGUGUCUUUGAGUUUUAAAAAGACUUUUAAAGUUUAUAAAUUCCACGAAAAAUAUAUCAACACCUACAAAAAUGUCCAUUAAUUAUAAUCCACAUAGUAAUUCACAUUUCCUCUUGCUGCAGAAUUAUUUUACUGCUGUAGCAAACUGGCUAAAAUUAAGAUCCUACAUCUGUAGGCUACAGUGUCUCAUAUGUAUCUUAAGAAAGCAGAUACAACACUUUAUAUAACAUUUUGUCAUACCCGUGGUAUACUGUCUGAUAUACCACGGCUGUCAGCCAAUCAGCAUUCAUGGCUCGAUCCACCCAGUUUAUAAUGUCUGAUAUACCACAGCUGUCAGCCAAUCAGCAUUCAGGGCUCGAACACCCCAGUUUAUAAAACACUUCAUAUAACAUCCAUCAUAGUAUGAGCUCCACUCUCACUCCUUGAACUUGAGUCCACAAGGUCAAACAACAUGAAUAUGAAAAUGGAUCCGACUUAAUGGGUUCCUUGUCAAAUUGGGCUGCCUCCUGCCUCCAAGGCUGCCUGUACAUCUGUCUGUCAGCUACAGGCCACAUUGGCAAGCUUCCCUUUCUUCUCGAAUUUGGCCCUGAUUUAAGGGGCCAAUAGAAACAGGGCUUUAGUAUCCUAAAUGCUUGUCUUGAGAUUGUGCCCGUCAGCAAGGCAGUUUACUUCUCCCUCCUAAACUGCUCCUGGGGUUCUGCACUGCAGCCAACCCUGUGCUUCCAAUCCCAUGGAGUUGAGCUGAUGAAAUACCCAUUUCCAUUCUCUUCAAGAAAAUAGACAAUAAAGUAUUCUUCUUCCAUGACUUCGUUUUCCCCCUGCAGGUGCCGAGGUUCGCUUUGUGAAUAUGUCAGCUCUGACCAGAGGCGGACUGCACUCCAAUUUCUGGGUUGUUGAUAGGAAGCAUGUGUUCAUUGGCAGUGCCAGCAUGGACUGGAGAUCACUGUCCAAGGUACCAGUUCUAGACCAGGGUUUCCCAAACUCGGUCCUGGGGCCCCCCCUGGGUGCAUGUUUUGGUUUUUGCCCUAGCACUACACAGCUAAUUAAAAUAACGAACUACUCAUCCUUUGAUUAUUUGAAUCAGCUGUGUAAUGCUAGGGCAAAUACCAAAACGUGCACCCAGGGAGAGCCCCAGGACCGAGUUUGGGAAACCCUGAUCUAGUCCAUUAGUGAUUAGAGAAGUGGUUACCUGGCACUUUUCAUGCCCUAAUGCCAGCUGGUGUUAGAACUCCCAUUGAGUGUAAUUAACAUAUUGGCCAAUUAGGAGUCAACACACACACACAACGACACACACAAACACACACACACACAGUGAAAUCUACACACUCUAGCAGAAAUGUCAGCAGACAGCAUAAAUGUCUCAAGGCACUGCACAUGCAAUAAUGAGCUGUCAGCAGUCUUUGUCAGCUGAAACAAACAGGUACAGUGCCUUCGGAAAGUAUUCAGACCCCUUGACUUUUUCCACAUUUUUUUACGUUACAGCCUUAUUCUAAAAUGGAUUAAAAUAAAAAUACAAACUCAGCAAUCUACACACAAAACCCCAUAAUGACAAAGCAAUUAUUUUUUUGCAAAUGUAUACAAAUUUAUAAACAGAAAUACCUAAGUAUUCAGACCCUUUGCUAUGAGACUCGAAAUUGAGCUCAGGUGCAUCCUGUUUCCAUUGACCAUCCCUGAGAUGUUUCUACAACUUGAUUGGAGUCCACCUGUGGUAAAUUCAAUUGAUUAGACAUGAUUUGGAAAGGCAAACACCUGUCUAUAUAAGGUCCCACAGUUGACAGUGCAUGUCAGAGCAAAAACCAAGCCCUGAGGUCGAAGGAAUUGUCCGUAGAGCUCCGAGACAGGAUUGUGUUGAGGCACAGAUCUGGGGAAGGGUACCAAAAAAUGUCUGCAGCAUUGAAGGUCCUCCAUCAUUCUUAAAUAGAAGAAGUUUGGAACCAUCAAGGCUGUUCCUAGAGCUGGCCACCCAGCCAAACUGAGCAAUCGGGGGAGAAGGGCCUUGAUCAGGGAAGUGACUCUGACACCCGAUGGUCACUCUGACAGAGCUCUAGAGUUUCUCUGUGGAGAUGGGAGAAACUUCCUGAAGGAUAAUCAUCUCUGCAGCACUCCAUCAACCAAGCCUUUAUGGUAGAGUGGCCAGACGGAAGCCACUCCUCAGUAAAAGGCACAUGAAAGCCCGCUUGGAGUUUGCCUAAAGACUCUCAGACCAUGAGAAACAAGAUUCUCUGGUCUGAUGAAACCAAGAUUGAACUCUUUGGCCUGAAUGCCAAGCAUCACGUCUGGAGGAAACCUGGCACCAUCCCUACGGUGAAGCAUGGUGGUGGCAGCAUCAUGCUGUGGGGAUGUUUUUCAGCGGCAGGGACUGGGAGACUAGUCAGGAUCGAGGCAAAGGUGAACGGAGCAAAGUACAGAGAGAUCCUUGAUGAAAACCUGCUCCAGAGCACUCAGGACCUCAGACUGGGGCGAAGGUUUACCUUCCAACAGGACAACGACCCUAAGUACAAACGCAAGACAACGCAGGAGUGGCUUCGGGACAGGUCUCUGAAUAUCCUUGAGUGGCCCAGCCAGAGCCCGGACUUGAACCUGAUCGAACAUCUCUGGAGAGACCUGAAAAUAGCUGUGCAGCAACGCUCCCCAUCCAACCUGACAGAGCUUGAGAGGAUCUGCAGAGAAGAAUGGGAGAAACACCCCAAAUACAGGUGUGCCAAGCUUGUAGCAUCAUACCCAAGAAGACUUGAUGCUGUAAUCGCUGCCAAAGGUGCUUCAACAAAGUACUGAGUAAAGGGUAUUUUAUUUCUAAAAACCUAUUUUUGCUUUGUGAUUAUGGGUUAUUGUGUGUACAUUGAUGGGGGGGGGGGGGGGGGAACAAUUUAAUAAAUGUUUGAAUAAGGCUGUAACGUAAGAACAUUUGGAAAAAGUCAAGGGGUCUGAAUACUUUCCGAAGGCCACAGACACAAUAUACUGACACAACCAAUAUUUUCAUCAGAAAAGUAUACACUUACAGUAUAUGGCAUUCAACUAGCCUGUUUGAGGAGUUUCUCUCUCUCUCUACCACUGUCCAGUCAAUACUCUCAUUCUCUCUUUUCUAACCAGCCAGUUAACCGCAUUGCCUCCUCAUCUCCCUCCCUCUCUUCCCUCCAUCUCUCCACAGAGGAAGGAGUUAGGAGUGAUGGUUUAUAACUGCAGCUGUCUGGCUAUAGACCUCCAUAGGGUAUUUUCCUUCUACUGGCAACUCCAGUACAGAGACUACAUCCCCUCUAUCUGGUCCAAGAGAGUCACGUCCUCACGAAGGACAGCCACCUAACACUGGUUACUAAAUCAGAGUAACCCAUAUGGAUUGUAUUUGUUUAUGGUAUACAGUACAGAGACAUGGAGGCUGGUCAGGAGAUCAGAGCUUCUCACUCCGUUACAAUGAAGCCCGUAUAACACCCAACUGACAAACAAACCAUAACUUCUGCAAAUCGUAUUUAUUAUGUUAGUUACUACAGAAGACAGGAGGCGUAAAUCAGAGACCUUUACACUCCAGUAAUGAAGCUCAGAAUAACCAACCCAAACCUAAACUAACCAUAACCGUAACCUAAAACCUAAGCUAACCCGAAACUACACCGAACUAACCUAAACUAACCCUAACCCAACUAACCUAACCAACUAACCCUAACCCAACCCUAACUAACCCAACCUAACCCUAACCAAACCUAACCCUAACACCAACAACCAACCCAACUAACACCCUAACCCUAACGAACCAACCCGAACGAACCCGAACCCUAACUGAACCCUAACAACCCUAACAACCAAACGAACCCUAACCAACGAACCCUAACCCAACAACAACCAACUAACCAACCCUAACCCAACUAACUAACCCUAACAAACCUAACCCAAUAACCCUAACCCUAACUAACCCUAACAUAACCUAACUAACUAACCCUAACUAACCCUAACCCUAACUAACCCUAACCCUAACUAACCCUAACCCUAACUAAUCCUAACCCUAACUAACCCUAACCCUAACUAACCCUAACCCUAACUAACCCUAAGCAGUUUUACUAGACAUCUUAUUACUUUACCAUCGAGCUGAUAUUUACAAAAUGUUCUUGUACCCUAGAAUGUUCUGAACUAGAUGGACAAAAACCUUACAAAACAUUAUGACACCCAUAACAGAUUGCUUUAUCAAUUAAUACGUUGACACCCAUCCGGGGUGAUUAAUGUAAAUGUUACGCUGAGAAACGAAUGAAACGUCUCCGGUCGACUCGUCAGCGUCUAAUUUGACAGUAAUUAAUCUCUCCAUCCCCCUAGGGAUGAGAUGUUGAUCAGCUACAGAGAACACAUUCAUCAUCGUAACAGGAAGUAAUGAUGGUAUGGCGUCCUACUGUGAUGCUGCUGUUGGCAAAACCUUGCCCUCCUCCUCUGCCUCCGCUCCCCUCAGCUCACUUCUGACAAUGACACAUGUUGAGGUUAUGUACGUCAUUGUUUUGCCCACUAUUUCCUCCCCCCAACGUCUCAGACUUUAUUCAAUAUUUUGACUGCUUCAAAUUUAGGAAAUGGGAAAUUAGAAAAUAACCUUUGUUUUGAAAGUGUAAAAUAUAGGCUACAAGAGGCAGUAAUAAAGUGAAGCUAUGAAACGCUGAAGCUCUACUUAUUGAAAUAGUUGAGUCUUUAAUAUAUCCUGCAAUCAAAACAAGUCAAAUUGAAUGAUUUUAAUGUGUGUUCUCAUCUUAAUCAUGAUUCCUUCUUUCCUUCCUUCCUUCCUUCCUUCCUUCCUUCCUUCCUUCCUUCCUUCCUUCCUUCCUUCCUUCCUUCCUUCCUUCCUUCCUUCCUUCCUUCCUUCCUUCCUUCCUUCCUUCCUCAGACCUCUCCUGAGCUCUUCUGUCCUAAGAAUCGGGCCAAGGACAUAGAUGUCAUACAGCAUGUGAUGCAGGACGCCAAGUUGUUCAUCUACAUCUCUGUCACAGACUACCUUCCCCUACUGAUCAGAAGCUCUCGAGGGUCUUUAGUUUCAAGGUGAUGCUUCCCAAUAUCUGAUAAUAAGCCUAUUCACCUUUUCACAAUGUGUUCAUUAGAGUAGAACCAAUGACAUAAUAAAUGACAAACAAGCUAUAGCUAUACAAUCUGCAAUCUGAGUGCAACCAUAGUCUGCUUGUGCAGCCAUGACUUGAUUUAUGAAUUUGAGAGCCCAAACCCUCAGCUUCUUAGCAAACCAAGUGGCAGGAGUGCCAUUGGCUGAAACACAAAUGAAGGAUUGUGGUUAAAAGUGUUAGCUGACAGUGUAGCUAAAAUUGUUCUUAUAAAAUGUCCUUGUGGUACUCUGCUGUGCAUCUAAUUUCCUGUAACUUUGUGACCCUUCCAUCGGCAUAGAUACUGGUCUCCUAUCGAUGAGAUGAUACGUGAGGCUGUGGUCCUGAGAGGAGUCAAAGUUCGUAUGCUCAUUAGUUUCUGGAAGCAGACCCACCCGCUCACCUUUAACUUCAUUAUGUCCCUCAAGUCACUGUGCAUGGAGCUGGCCAACUGCUCCCUAGAGGUGGUGAGUAAAUGGAAAGAAAAACUAUGAAAUGCCUAUUAAAGAGAUAUACUGUAUUACACUCCAAAAUACCAUGUACUGUAGCUGAAUUUACACAAUCUAUGGUGUGGGUUGAUUCAUCUUGACAUUAGACUACUUCUGAGGUCUAAAAACAUUGAUCUUGGACUGUAAUAUUCCUUUAAGAAAUAAAGUGGCUCAGCAAUUCAGGUUUAUGAUAUCUCAUUGAGUUUUAAAGCAACUUGAAGCCAUACAUUGCACUAGCAUUGCUUCUAUUGCGGUGGUUAUCAAUUUGGUUUUAUGACUUUAAUCUUCUAUUCCUGCAGAAGUUUUUUAGCAGGAGGGAGCAGAUGGCUAAUAGUCAACCAGGAAUCAACCACAAUAAGUACAUGGUGACCGACAGUGCUGUGUACAUAGGUCAGUGAUCCAGAUGUCACUGGGCAUCUACUGUAUCAUUGAUUUACUAGGCAAUUAUACAAUUAUCUAUACAGAGAAGACAGAACAUGUGUAUUAUCCUUUACUGUUAACCCCUCACCACACACACACACGCACACACACACAAACACACGCACACACACAAACACACACACACAUGCACACACACACACACACAUUUUUGAGAGGAGCAAAGAGUCAGCCACAAUGCAGCUCUCCCUGAGCUAGUUUGGAACUCAGUACCUUGCACAGGGCACAAUGGUAUGAUCUCUGUCUGAUGUGUGUAGCCUCUAUUUCCUCAGGUAAUCACGACUGGGUGGGGAGUGAGUUUGCCUAUAACGCAGGGACCGGGCUCGUCAUCAAACCAACACAAACUCUCAAGGAGAGGGGCACCACAAUCCUAGAGCAGGUGAAGGCUGUGUUCGAGAGGGACUGGCAUUCGCGCUACGCUAAAAACAUACAGGCCAGUAAUAGGACUCCAGAGGGUAGCAAAUACAGGAACCUCCAACAACCAGAGGUCAAGGGUCUGCUGGAUAACAAGGAGGGCAAAGAGAGCUGGGAU